This is a messenger RNA of Uranotaenia lowii, 1931 nucleotides long. Its product is annotated as putative ATP-dependent RNA helicase DHX57. NCBI's taxonomy places the organism in Eukaryota, Metazoa, Arthropoda, Insecta, Diptera, Culicidae. Gene Ontology annotation, cellular component: intracellular anatomical structure. The record is from RefSeq and is a predicted model, not a curated record. The transcript is spliced from 2 exons. Gene Ontology annotation, molecular function: RNA binding.
AUCCCUUAUUUCAAAAAGGUCGUUUCCAGGGGGUGUUAGACAGGAAGCACUUUCGGAGUGCAAAAGAGAGAAACGCACUGUUUGAUGCAGGGCUAUUAAACCUAGGGUUGAACAACUUUGACACAAAGUAGGCGCGGUGAAGAAGUGGGCACGGAAGGCAAAAUUUUGACAGCCUAUUACAUUGUUUACGUUUUGUGUCAAAGAAAAUCAAUGAAAAGUAUGACGAAAAAGUCGUGCUUUGGUAGUGGUGUUUUAUAUGACGUCACCACCAACUUGAUGUAAAUCUUUUUUGUUUUUGUUUUACAACAAACAACAGUGGCUGCAAUGCCAAAACGGAAAAACAUUCUCCUAGCUCCUCGGGCAAAAGCCGUGAAGCCCGAUCUCCGAGCACUGCCUCCAGCAGCAGUGGCUACAGCAGCAGUUCCUCCUCCUCAACGCCCUUCCUACUGAAGCAGAAAGUUAAACUGGAACCAGAAUCGCUACCAACCAUUUCCCAAUUAUCGCCCGAUGCCGCUGAACCAGGUCGUGAUGGAUUGUGUAUUUUCCAACAACAUUCCCACUUGAUACUUAUUGUACUAUCAGACAUUUGCUGUAAUAAUAAAUGAAUCUUCGAUUACUUUCAAGGAAAACAACCACCCCCCCACACCCCCCCCCCCCCCGCAUCAACCCGGAGCUGAUCGAGCACAUCCUACGAUUUAUCGUCGAGGGCGAUCACCAGUGGCCCCAGGAGGGAACGAUCCUCAUCUUCCUCCCCGGGCUGGAAGAGAUCAAGAACGUUCACGAAGCCCUGCUGGAUAGUCGCAUGUUUGGCCCCCGGGAGGAUUGCUUCCUGCUAGGUGUUCCGAAAGGCUCCCAAGGGAAAAAGGAAAAUUGCGCUGAGUACCAACAUCGCUGAAACUUCGGUUACCAUUGACGAUUGUGUGUUUGUCAUCGAUUGUGGUCAGAUGAAGGAGGAUAGGAAUAUGGAAUCGUUGGAGAUGGUUUGGGUUUCCAGGGCUAACGCUUUGCAAAGGAAGGGUGGAGCUGGUCGUGUUAUGCCCGGAGUUUGUAUUCAACUGUUUACGAGACCAAGGUUUACGAGUCAUAUACUGGGUCAACCGGUGCCGGAGAUUCAUCGAAAACCAUUAGAACCACUUCUGUUGAGGAUCAAAACGCUCGAAACUUUUAGAGGUCAAUCGCUGAAGCUCGAGCUUACCGGGACGGAAAUAAAUUCGAACGGAGAGAAUAAUCGGCUCCUAGUGGCCAUCCUAUGAGUUGCCCUCUACCCAAAGGUCAUCAAAGUGUUAACCCCAGAGAAAAGCUUCAUCAGUGGAGCGAGUGGUGCGGUACACAAACUGCCUCAACCGUCCGAUCUUGGUUUUAAAACCCAAAAGGAUGGAUACGUUUUCUUGUAUCCAUCCUCGAUAAAUGCCACAUGUGGCCACUUCAAUUCCCCGUGCCUGGCCUACCAGGAAAAGGUUAAAACGUCCCGGAUCUACAUUCGGGAUACCACAAUAGUUCCGCUGCUACCGAUGGUCCUGUUCUCGGGCAGUGAUCUGCAGAUAGAACUGCACGGUGGCGAUUUCGUGAUCCUGCUGGAGGAUGAGUGGAUUGUGCUGCAGGCGAAAAUGAUUAAAUUCUUACGCCUCGAGCUGGCUAAAGUUUUGGAGCUUUAAAUUUCCAAUCCGUUGCUGAAUUUGGCACACCACGAGCAUGGCCGCAAGGUCAUUGGAACUAUUAUGCAGUUAAUUAUGAAGGAGUAACAGGAGAAUGCUUGUAAAGUUGUUUUGGCGCCUUGUAUAUAAUCUAGACGACGCAAAAAAAAAAAAUUGCUGGAGCGAGUUUUGGUAACACUAGGUUACAGCUGUUGUACUUAAGAAGAAAAGGAAUAAAUGUUAUAUGUUUGUAUUUAAAAGAAUAUUUCCUAAUACAUACAAUGUGAAGAAUUUAAA